UGAACUUAACUGUAACAUCAAGAAUCAAGAUCAAAUCAAGAUCAGUGUUGACACUUGUGCUGGCAGUUAGGUAGAUACACUUCGCUGCGUCAUUAUUCAGAUAUCUGGUGUCACCAUGAGGUUGCUCCUCAUUACGGCAGUGUUGUUGGUUCCUGUCAUAAAUGCUGCUGAGAAGGUGACUUGGGAUGUGCUCAUUUUCACCCAGCAGUGGCCAAUCACCAGCUGCAUUAGUCACAUGGAGCAUGACCCAGGUGCUUCAUGCAACCUCUUUCCCAACAUGACCUCUUGGACUGUCCAUGGAAUCUGGCCAACCACGCUGGGAACCAUUGGUCCAAAUUUUUGCAAUAAAUCAUGGCAUUUUCAAGAAAAAGAAAUAAUUGCCAUUGAGCCUUAUCUAAUCAAGUACUGGGGCAACAUAUAUGCUGAGGAUUCCCGCACCUCACUUUGGAAGCACGAGUGGUUAAAGCAUGGCACAUGUGCUGCUCAGCUGCCUCAACUAAAUACUCAGAAGAAAUAUUUUGAGAAAGGGCUGGAGUGGGUGGUGCGGUAUGAUAUUCUUGCCGUCCUCACUAAGAGCAACAUCAUGCCAUCUGAUUUGGAGACACAUUCUGUCAAGAACAUCUUUCAAGCUGUGAAAGAUGCAUUUGGGGUCGAUCCAGCCAUCGAUUGUAUUUAUGAUAAAAAUACUAGACAACACAUACUGUCUCAGAUAAAACUCUGCUUUGACCCAUCACUGAAGUUAGUUGACUGUGAUGGCAUUAUUGGCUUUGGGACCCAUCAACUAGGUACUUGUCCUCCUAAAGGCAUCACUUACCCUGCCACUGUCAGGAAUGGCGACAAGACCUACAGGUACCCCAAGAAACUUGCAGUGGCUCACACCCGUGCCUGGGAUGAGGCCAACUCCCGGUGCAAUUCAUGGAUUUGUCGUGCUCUCGUCUAUGUCUACGUCCUUACAUGGAUGACUCUUUAAAAUUUGUGAACAAGGAACAGAACAAUUGAAAAGCAUACAGAUAAUAUUAAAUUUUAUAAUUUAUGGUAAAAUUGUUUGUUAAAUGAAGACAUUUGCUUCUUGUUCACCCUCUACAGGGUGUACACAGUUUUCCUCCUUCAUGAAGCUCUACUCACUUCACCUUGGUAACUUUAUAUAUAUAUAUAUAUAUAUAUAUAUAUAUAUAUAUAUAUAUAUAUAUAUAUAUAUAUAUAUAUAUAUAUAUAUAUAUAUAUAUAUAUAUACACACCUGUUUUAAGACCUCAUAUUUAAAGAAUACUUCUGGUGCUUUUCUUCCAUUGUUAUCAAGAAAGUGAUGUACGUACAUACGUCUGCAUGUAUAAAACACAGAAUUUAGGAUAAAUAGAUGUCUUGUGUCAAGUUAUACUGUUACCUGACAUUUUAAACUAACGGAUAUGCUAUACUCAUGUUUCCAGACCACUCCAGAUAUUAAUUUUCUGUUUAAAGAACUUAUUCUUUAAAGUUAUUCUUUAAACAUCUAAUCUCCCUUCACUACACUGCUGUCCUCUUGUUCUUGCUAUGUUUCUCUCUAGUCAUGUCCGUCCACAUUUGUCACUACAAAUCUAAGUCAUGAUUAAAUCUUCUCUUUCUCUUAAAUUCCAUAAUGUUUGCAACCCAAAUUUACAUAACUCAUCUUCAUGGGUAAGCUAUUUAAGGCUAUGUAGUUCUUUUGUCUUGUGAUUAGGUAGCCCUCACUUCAACAGGAAACCGCAUUCUUCAUUAUAAUGCUGCAGUAGUUUUCAGCCUAUUUAAAUUUCUGGCAACAAUUAAAAACUUUCUUGGAGUAUUGCACAAGCAUGUCACUAAAUCUGAAACUACAUCCCAUGUGACAUUUGUGUCUGUUUUCCUAUGAAAAAUGUCCUAAAUCUGAUAGUGCAACUUGUAUUACUAUCGUUCAAUACUUUUGCCUGUUUUCCUAUGAAAAAUGUCUUAAAUCUGAUAGUGCAACUUGCAUUACUAUCUUUCAAUACUUUUGUAUUACUAUCAUCUACAAUAUUUUGUUUUCAAAAUAAUUGCUCUUAAGAAGGAAGAUCAUGAAAGUAAUAUUCGAGUUUAAAGAUUUGCAUUUGUGGAAGUGAAUUUUCAUUUACUGUGCUUUAGCACACACACAUUAAAAAAUCAUAAAAAUUGUACAUUUUCCUUCUGGAGAAAUAUGAGGGCCAGCACAGGAAUGAUACACAAGUGCCAACCCCUUGAAGAUUGAGAUAAUGCUAUUCCAUAAUUCAUACAAUGAACUUUUACAUGCUUAUAGUGGAAGGGGGAGAAAUCCCACAGAUAGCAAGGUUGGAAAGCCAUAUAAACACAUAAUGUUUUAGAUUUAACUCUUCCUGCAUUUCCACAACACCUUGCAGAGGAUUGAUAAACAAGCACCACUAGGCUGCACACACAACAGUAUGUAAUUUGAUAACGUGUCGGACACACCCUGUUUCUUUUGGUAUUAUCCCCGGCCACCUUGUGUGUGUGUACAGAGUUAGGUAGAUUAGUUUCCAUUCUCAUUCCCAGUCUGUUUAUUUCCUGUAUUUGCUUGCAUUCUGCAUUAUUGUUCUGUUUUUAAGAGUACUGCAGUAGUUUUAAUCAAUGAAACCAAGUUUAGUGACAGCAAAUUAAUGAAGGUAUUGUUUAUAAGGUGUUUUGUUCAAAGGAAAACACAAGAACCAUACAACCUCUCACAAGGGUAGGCAGUGCCCCUAUACUCUUACUAAUAAUAAUUGUGAAUCAAGUGAAUUUACUGCAAAUGACUAAAUUCUUAGUCCUCAUUACUGUACUUUCCUGACUAUACUAUUGCAACAGCUGUUGAUUCCAAGUUGCAGAGUCAAGUGGUAUAAGAAUUAUCACAAGUAUGAUGCACAAUGGUGUGAUGAUGCAGAUUCAUCUUCUGUUAAUGAUACUCCUACUAAUUGUUGAACAAGGUAUGCUCUUUGUGGUAAUAGCAAACAAGGUGAAAGUUGCGUUGUAUCAGACGACAAAUAUCAUCAUGAUGGUAAAAAAUAGUAUGUGUGCAUAAUUAUCUGCAAGAAAUCAGCAUCAUCUUCCCUUUGAUUCAAACAUAAUCUGUCAUUCUAUAAAAAUGACAUUUGUGUAUCAUUCUCCACACGGAAUUCUAUAAAACAGCACUUGUGUAUCAUUCUAUGCAUGUAAUUAUCAUAAUUUCAUCUAUAACUUUGUAUGUGAUUUCUGGCACUUUAUAACGAUGGUGCUUGUGUGUCAUUCUGUGCUGGGCCUCAUAUGACCACUGCAAUAUUUAGUGCAAUCUCCACUUCCAGUAUCAGCUAAUCUCUAAUAAUGGCCAGAUUACUUAUGUUGUGCAAUCAAGAGCCUGUUUAAAUGUAGUACAAUGGAAUACUGGUAGUUACUGAUGAAAUACAUGUGACAUUUGCACCUUGUUGCUCAUUAAUAAUUAUACUGUUUUUGUGUGUAAAAAGGACUAAAAACCACAAAAAUACCUCUGAGUAGACAGUAUUUGCAGGAUUGUUAUAAAAUUUUUGUUGAAUAUUUAACUACAUAUUUUUACAUAAUUCCAAGAAGCAUUGUUUUGCAGGUAUAAAGACUUUGCAUGAGUUUUCUAUAAAUUGUUGGAAAAUAAAUAAUAGAAUACAAUGGUGCACAAAA
Messenger RNA from Scylla paramamosain (green mud crab), 3619 nucleotides. RefSeq names its product ribonuclease Oy-like (gene RNaseX25). Gene Ontology annotation, molecular function: RNA binding; ribonuclease T2 activity. Gene Ontology annotation, biological process: RNA catabolic process. The transcript is spliced from 7 exons. The record is from RefSeq and is a predicted model, not a curated record. NCBI's taxonomy places the organism in Eukaryota, Metazoa, Arthropoda, Malacostraca, Decapoda, Portunidae. Gene Ontology annotation, cellular component: extracellular region. The coding region runs from base 116 to 970 and encodes 284 amino acids.